AUGGUGGGAACUGAUUCAUACACAACUAUGAUUGAUGGCCUGGGUGUUGUUGGAUGGGGAGUUGAUGGAAUAGAAGCAGAAGCUUCAAUGCUUAGCCAGCCCAUGAGCAUGGUCCUACCAGGUGUUGUUGGGUUCAAAUUAUUAGGCAAACUACGAGAUGGUGUCACAGCUACUGACUUAGUGUUGAUUGUUACACAAAUGCUAAGAAAGCAUGGGAUUGUUGGCAAGUUUGUACACUUUUAUGAAAGUCCAAUCCAAAGUAGUGGCAACCAAACUCUAUUAACUCUAAUCAAUCUUUGCCCCUGGGACCGUGAAUCUACUGAGUACAUUGGACAAUCAGCUGAUGGAGUCAAUAGGUUGGGAAUAGCAAUUCCUAACUGA
Molecule: messenger RNA, 381 nt
Organism: Glycine soja
Lineage: Eukaryota; Viridiplantae; Streptophyta; Magnoliopsida; Fabales; Fabaceae
Product: aconitate hydratase-like
Exons: 3
Coding region: 1-381 (126 amino acids)
Biological process (GO): tricarboxylic acid cycle; citrate metabolic process
Cellular component (GO): mitochondrion; cytosol
Molecular function (GO): 4 iron, 4 sulfur cluster binding; aconitate hydratase activity
Source: RefSeq, a predicted model, not a curated record